AUGGGCUCGCUCUCGACCUGGCAGGAACGCGCGCAAAAGAAGCGAGAAUCCACCCUCGCCGCCAUCCCGCCGGAAUGGCGACUUGCGUCCCCUCUCCCCUCGCCUGCCGAACAAAAGGACGUUACGGGCGCUUAUGUGCAGCAGUUUCUGUCUCCUCGAGAAAUCGAGAUCACUGAGAGCGACGCGGUGCGGAUCACAGAACAUACCACCACGGGGAAGUGGACGGCCGUCGAGGUUGUCACGGCCUUUUGCCAUCGAGCGGCGUUGGCGCAUCAGUUGACCAACUGCCUGCACGAGAUCUUCUUCGACCUAGCCAUCGAGCAAGCCAAAGAACUCGAUGCUGCCUUCGCUGCCGCCAACGGUCCCACGGGCCCGCUGCACGGCCUCCCCGUCAGUUUCAAGGACCAAUUCCACGUCAAGGGCGUCGAGACGACCAUGGGCUACGUCGGGUGGAUCGACACCUUCGAAGGCGUCACGGGCACGGGCAAGGAGAGGAACACCGACAGCGAACUGGUCCGCGAGGCCAAAGCCCUAGGCGCCGUGCCCUUUUGCAAGACCAGUCUCCCACACACCGUCAUGAGCGGGUUGACGUGGAACAACAUCGUCGGGUUCACCUUGAACCCACACAAUCGUCUCAUGAGCUGUGGUGGUAGCUCGGGUGGCGAGGGGGCUCUGGUCGGUAUGCGCGGAAGCCCGAUCGGGUUCGGGACAGAUAUUGGGGGCAGUAUCAGAAUCCCCUCUGCCUUCAAUGGUCUCUACGGCAUCAGACCAUCCUUUGGUCGCCUGCCAUACGCGGGCGCCGCGAACAGCAUGCCGGGCCAGAACACCAUCCCUUCCGUCUGCGGCCCGAUCUCCUCUUCCGCGGGGUCAUUGAAGUUGAUGCUCCGAUCGAUCAUGAGCCAACAACCCUGGCUGCACGAUCCGGCCGUGGUGGAGAUGCCCUGGAGGGAUGAGCUGUGCGCGCCGCUCCCCGCGGACGGGAGCAAACUCACGUUUGGGCUGCUGCCCAGCGACGGCAUCGUGAAUCCCCAGCCUGGCGUGCGCAGGGCCUUUGAGACUGUCAAAGCGCUCAUUCUCGAAAUGGGCCACGACGUCGUGGACUGGAACCCGCCGUCGCACAAGAAGGGCGUCGAACUUGCCUUCGAAGCCUUCACCGCCGACGCCGGCCUCGACAUAUGGCACCACAUCGGACUCUCGGGCGAACCGCUCCAGGACCGCGUCCGCGAGUUUUACGGCGAAAAGGCCGGGACGCCCAAGACGGUCGACAAGGUCUGGGACCUGAACCUGCGGGUCCGCGAGUACCAGAAGGAAUACAUGGACUACUGGAACAGCACCGCGGCGUCGACACAGUCGGGUAGACCGGUGGACGCGAUUUUGACGCCCGUUGCGCCGUUCGCGGCGCUCCAGUUUGAAAAGGCCAUGCCGAUCGGCUAUACGCCCUGGGUAAACACCCUCGACUACACAUCCGUCGUCUUCCCCGUCACCAAAGUCGACAAGACGAUCGACACGUUCGACAAGGACUAUAAGCCCAUGAAUGACCUGGACAAGACAGUCUGGGAACAAUACGACCCAGAAGUCCAGCAGGGCACACCGGUAGGCUUGCAAUUGGUGGGUCGCAGACUGCAGGAAGAGAAGAUCCUCGGGUUGGUGGAGCUGAUUUCCACAGCAUUGGCUGUCAAGCAAAAGAGCUCAUGA
Molecule: messenger RNA, 1695 nt
Organism: Fonsecaea nubica
Lineage: Eukaryota; Fungi; Ascomycota; Eurotiomycetes; Chaetothyriales; Herpotrichiellaceae
Exons: 6
Coding region: 1-1695 (564 amino acids)
Source: RefSeq, a predicted model, not a curated record